Sphaeroforma arctica JP610 is the source of this 441-nucleotide messenger RNA. RefSeq lists its product as hypothetical. The transcript has a single exon. NCBI's taxonomy places the organism in Eukaryota, Ichthyosporea, Ichthyophonida. The record is from RefSeq and is a predicted model, not a curated record. The coding region runs from base 1 to 309 and encodes 102 amino acids.
AUGGAAAAGCAGCAGAGAUUAGCCGAGGCUGAAGCUACGGAUAGAGGCGAAGUAUAUGUGCCGCCUGCUGGAAAAAGAGCACGUACAAAGACAGAGAGUUUCCCCAAAAUAUAUCAACAAGAUAUAAUGGAUAUGGUAGAAGCUGAUACUGAGAUCAAAUGGCAGAAAUUGAUACCUGCAUUGAAGGCAUUGUACGUACGAGGGGAUAAUAGUCUUUCUGAAGACUUUCCAAAGGAUGGUAGGAUCAAGGCAAAACUUUCGUACUGCAAAACUAAGUCUAAGAAGUCACUUAUAAGAGUAACACUGUAAAAGAUCGAGCAUCUGAAUCUGAUCUUAUAACAAUCUAAUGACCAUUAAAUGACUGAUUUCGUCAACGUCGCCCAUAAUCCGAAGUGUACAGGUCUAUACUUCAUUGUACGUCUUUAUUGAUGUGGUUAAAAG